This is a messenger RNA of Pistacia vera, 678 nucleotides long. RefSeq lists its product as uncharacterized. The record is from RefSeq and is a predicted model, not a curated record. The transcript is spliced from 4 exons. The coding region runs from base 1 to 678 and encodes 225 amino acids. NCBI's taxonomy places the organism in Eukaryota, Viridiplantae, Streptophyta, Magnoliopsida, Sapindales, Anacardiaceae.
AUGGUAAUCCUGCUGAAAUUCCUGAGGCAUGAGGAGAGAUGGCUGCUUAAUGUCCAUGCAAUUGAUACACGAGGGGUGGAAGAUAAAUUGGGUUGCACGAAUGCAGGUGUGAUCUUUAAUAUUACAGUGGGUGAAAUUGGCCGACGUUUGAGGCCAGAUAUACUGGAGGGUUGCUAUGUUGUUAUGAUCAGACUCAUGCAGGGUGAGACAUGGCUUGAAGGACUCAGCACAGAGCAUGAUUGCGGGUUGAAUAUGACAUUGAGCCUUGUAGUGCCACCAAUUGGCGAUGAUGAGUGCAUUCACACAAAAAGAAUAAGCCUCACCAUGCUGACUGGUGGUUAUGUCAUUUAUGGUGUGCCCACCAGCACUCAGGGGGUUAGGUUCUGCACUAUACCGAGAGGAUGGGAAGGCUAUUGCUCUUCAAUUCCAGCUUACGGAGAUGGGGCAGAGGCAGGAAAACGAGGCUGGUUACAUUGUGGAAUGUCCACGUGUUAUCCUCAACCGGGUCGUCAAGUAACAGAUGGGGAGACGUUGAUUCUAGAAUCUAACUACAGCAGCACCCGAGAACACACGGGAGUUAUGGGGCUCUUCUACAUUUUGGUUGCUGACCGAGUGCCAGAGCCUGUGCCUUCUCAUAUCUUCGCGUUAAGUAAAGAUUUAACGUUUGAUUCCAAAUAG